ACACGUGGAUUUCGGAGUUGCAGCUCAAUGGAGCUCCUCGGACAUGCCAUGAAGCCCCUUAAUGCUCCAGGGUUGCCGGCCCUGGACACGGGCACCCUGGAGGCCCUUCUUCAGGGAUCUCGGAUGAAAUGCCCCUACAUGCUCCGGGCGGCUGCCCCUGGUCCUCAAGCGCCCUGGAGGCCUCCUCUUCCGUCUCCGCGCCUGCGGCAGCCUCGCGUCGAUUUGCCGGCCCGCGUGCCUGGCCCCGCGUCCGAUUGCUGGCCCGCGUGCCUGUUGGCUGCUGAAGAUGACUCGCACCUAUUUUUUUACUGUGAGCAACAAAGUGCCCUUACCCUCCCCUGA
This is a messenger RNA of Drosophila yakuba, 342 nucleotides long. RefSeq lists its product as uncharacterized. The coding region runs from base 28 to 342 and encodes 104 amino acids. The transcript is spliced from 2 exons. The record is from RefSeq and is a predicted model, not a curated record. Lineage: Eukaryota; Metazoa; Arthropoda; Insecta; Diptera; Drosophilidae.